AGACAGGCGUUUACGAGACAUAAUAAACCAGUUUUCUUAGUGUUAUCGUCAUGGCUUUACCUUUUCUGCCAGGAAACUCUCCCAAUGCUCAUCUGGGAAAUGAGAGAUUUCACAAAUCUCAGCAUUUUGACUAUUCCAAUGGAGUCCCGAUGCUGGUGGGGUCAGAGAAGCCGGGCAUCGGAGGAAAGUGUUUGUUCGGCCAGAAACUAAAAACAAAGUAUUCCGUCUAUCCCAAAGGAGAGGGCAGUGACCUACCGUCAUGGGUCGCCUUCGACAAACAGGCUCUUUGCUUUGAGGCUUACUUCGAGGAGACUGUGCCUGUGGCACAGGUGGAAACGUACAGAAUCCGAAAGUGUAAGAUCUACUUCUACCUGGAAGACGAUACCAUCCAGGUGGUGGAGCCAGAGUACAAGAACAGUGGCAUACCUCAAGGGACUCUUAUUCGUCGCCAUCGUAUCCCCCUCCCUCAACCAAACGACGACGAGUUCUACAACAUUUUCCACUUCAACAUCAACCAACAGAUGGAGCUGUACUCUCGUAUUUUCACUGUGACUGACUGUGACGCCUUCACGAAGAAUUUUCUGACAAAACUGGGGGUGAAGCUGAACGACCCCGCCGCUGUGCCUGAUGAUCCCUACAGCAAGAUGCGGACACAGCUUGAAGAAAGCAUGAAGCCGCUCCGCCCUUACGAGAGACACGACAUGCUGAAGCAGUUUCUGGACAAUGACCGCAAAGUGCUGCGUUUCUACUGCUUCUGGGACGACACAGGGAGCAUGUAUGGGGACCCACGGGAGCUAAUAUUGUACUACUUCCUGGCCGACGACACCAUAGAGAUCAUAGAAGUGAUCCCGCCAAACUCUGGAAGAGAUGCUGUGGCCAAAUUCCUGCACCGCAGCAAACUACCUAAGCAUAGCCCAAGCAAAAUGAAGCAGCCUGGAGAGGUCACAGACCGCACAGUGCUCAAUGUGUUUUCCUCCGACAGCCAGGAAAAACGCUUCAUACUGGACAGCCUCAAAACGGGAGCAAUCAACGAGGAGUUUUAUAAGGACACUGAUCUGCUUGUAGGUAGGGAUGUGAACGUGUGGGGCAGGAAACUGCUCAUCACCGACUGCGAUGAAUUCACCAAAAAAUACUACAGCUCCAAAUAUGGCAUAGAUAACUUCACCCCGAUGCAGUACAAAGCUCCCCCAACCCCAAAGCCACCCAAACUUGUGCCCCCCUACAAUGGCUUUGGCUCAGAGGAGGACUCCUUAUGCUCCUGCCGGGGCUUGUUGCUCAAACCUCCCCAAAAGGAUUUCCAUAAAUUUAUGGAAAAAGACAGAUGUGGCCUGAACAGUAAUGUGCUGAAUUUCUGUGCCAAGAUGAUAACCACAGAUCCAGUUGACAGAACGCGGGUGUUCAUCAUCUCCUUUUACCUCAGCGAUGACUCCAUGAGUGUGUUUGAACAGCCACAGAGGAACUCAGGUGUACUUAGUGGGAAGUUUAUGGAGCGUCGCCGGGUGAGGAAGCCUGGCCAGGAGCUGUUUAAGAGUGAGCCCUCGAAGUACUUCAUGGCUCAGGACCUGUAUGUUGGGGCUACCCUCUGUCUAAGUGGCAGAAACUUCCUCCUCACGGAUGCUGAUGACUAUACGCUGAACUACAUGGAGCAGAAUGCCGAGGAGUUUCCAAUAGCCAACACAGGCAACAUCCUCAGCAAACUGCGUUCCAUUCCGGAGGGGAAACGGAGUGAGAUCAGGAAUUUUCUGACUCUUAGUGACCCCACCACGACUGGCUUCAUCCCAUAUGAGUCAUUCAGGAGUCUGCUGAUGGGCCUGGACUGUGGUCUGUCGGAGCACGAGGUUCUGGUUCUGGGCCGGUGUUUCUCAGAGCGCAGGCAGCCUGCGGCGGACGUGGGCCUGAUGCUGGCUGUGGCCCAGGACUUCCUCAAGAGAAAGAACUUCGAGGAGUUCGCUAACCUGGCCAGAAGAUUUGUCUACCACGACAAAACCAAAACUGGACGUCUUUCCACCAAAGAAACAAGGACCAUUUGUAAAGCCUUUAAGCUCGCCGUACCUGAGAACUUGCUGGAAGGUCUGCUCAGCAAGUUUGCUGAUGGAGAAGAAAUAGACUACAAUGCUUUCAUUGCUGGCAUUAACUGGAUAGAGAACCCUACCCCACCUGUUAUGCCCGAGGACAACUUAAAGUUCGAGGUGAAUCUGAAGUUCGACGGAAGUGGAGCUGCACUAAAAAACAUCAACUACUCUGCCCUUCUUCAGGACGUAUUCAGCUUUGCCUCCGACAACACUGACCCAACGACCACCGCCUCAGCGUAGACACCUAAAAACAACAACAUAUUU
Menidia menidia (Atlantic silverside) is the source of this 2336-nucleotide messenger RNA. NCBI's taxonomy places the organism in Eukaryota, Metazoa, Chordata, Actinopteri, Atheriniformes, Atherinopsidae. The record is from the annotation of a GenBank genome assembly.